Papaver somniferum (opium poppy) is the source of this 504-nucleotide messenger RNA. RefSeq names its product ATP-dependent DNA helicase PIF1-like. NCBI's taxonomy places the organism in Eukaryota, Viridiplantae, Streptophyta, Magnoliopsida, Ranunculales, Papaveraceae. The record is from RefSeq and is a predicted model, not a curated record. Bases 1 to 504 code for a protein of 167 amino acids. The transcript has a single exon.
AUGGAUGAAUUAGAAAGAUUACAUGGGGAGACUUACACGUAUUUUGCUGCUGACAAAAUGAUUCGGGAUGAUCAUGGAAGGGAUUCGGAUUUUACAACUGAAUUUCUCAACAAUUUAAGUCCACCAGGAACACCUCCAUUUAAGCUAGACCUCAAAGUUGGAUGUCCCAUUAUGUUGCUGAGAAAUCUGGCACCGAAAGAAGGCCUUUGUAAUGGUACAAGACUGGUGGUGACGAGGUGCGGACGACACGUGAUUGAAGCUAAAAUCAUAACUGGAGAAAAAGCUGGUGAAGUAGUAUUCAUCCCUAGAAUAACUUUUCAACCUUCAGCUUCAGAGCUAAACAUACAAAUGGAAAGACGUCAAUUUCCCAUACGCGUUGCAUAUGCGAUGACUAUUAACAAAUCCCAGGGACAAUCGGUGAAGUAUGUGGGAAUUGAUUUACGUACUCCAGUAUUUAGUCAUGGUCAGCUAUAUGUCGCAUUGUCCAGGUGUACUGCUGCAUAG